Messenger RNA from Trichoderma asperellum CBS 433.97, 1503 nucleotides. RefSeq lists its product as uncharacterized. Lineage: Eukaryota; Fungi; Ascomycota; Sordariomycetes; Hypocreales; Hypocreaceae. The record is from RefSeq and is a predicted model, not a curated record. Gene Ontology annotation, biological process: spliceosomal snRNP assembly. Gene Ontology annotation, cellular component: nucleus; SMN complex.
AUGGCUACCAAGAGAGAAAUUGAUGAUCAGGAGAGCGAUGCACCUGAGCCGCAGACGAAACGCGCAAAGACGCAUAGCUCCAAAACGCGACAACACCAGAACUCGGGCAUUGAUCCGACGUGGGGGCAGAAAUAUGUCUUCUCCGGCAGUAAAGACGCCACUACCAUUCCAGAAGGAGAAGAGUCGGAGUUCGAGGACGAUUCUGACGCCAUGGCAUACUUGAUGUCUGUAAGACAAGAAGCUUCCUCUAUUCCCCAUCUCCUGGUCGCUCCAAAAGUCCAGAUUGGCCCCCAACUUCCGCCAGAAUUCGAUGUAGAAGGCGCCGGCGACGACUCCGAUGCAGAAGAGGGUGAAGUCGCCCAAAGCUUCGAUGCUAACGACGCCCUUGCCGCACCUGAUUCCAAGGGAUUUUAUGAAGAUGGCGCCUAUAUAGGGAUAUCAGAAGGCUGGGGAGACGACGAUAUCGGGCAAGACGAGGAGCCUAAUGAAGAGGACCCUGAGGUUGUUCAGAAGGCACUUAAUGAAGCAUAUUUUGCUUCCAUACUGGGGCAGUACCGUCGAACUCGCAAAGUACUUCACUCAAGACUGCCUGAUAAUGCUGCCAGCCGGCUGUCCAGUUCCCAGGCUACAGAAGCAGCUCCCUUUGGACGCCAUUCUCCUACCACUAGGCUGUGGACCCGGCUCCUACAAACUACCGACCCUCAUCCUAUCCAGGUGGCACUCAUGUCAAAAGACACCAUCAUUCGGAUUUUGCGUGUAAUGAUAGGCGGCAAAUUUCUUCGUAGUGGACACAGCAUCCCUCAGAGGACUAGUCAAUGGCUCUGGGCCUUGCUUGCCAGGCUGCCUGAACUGGGGGAGCUCAACCACACAGAAGUUGGCUGGAUACGUGACUUGGGCCGACGAGCAGUGCUUCUGGGAAGAAGUCUAGCAGAGAUGGCGGCCCUGCGAGACGAACUUGCAGACGAUGGAUUUGGCGUGAACGAUAAUGUCGAUGCCAGCAGCAGUGACGAAGAAGUGGUGGCAGAGGCUGUUGAAGAAGAAGACGAUGGUGAUGAAGACCACGACAUUCUUCCUACAUCUGAAAACAAGACAAAUGUCACGAAUGGGAUCCUGAACUCAUCUUUUCCAAUUCCUAAUGCUAUCCCUGAAGAUGAAAGCGGGGUGCCAAUUGGAAAUGAUAACGAUGAUGCAGAUGAUGGAGAGAUCAAGCAGACCAAUGACGAUAGCGAGGAUGAGGACGUGGCUAUGGAUAUCGCCUCCGAUUCUGAAGCUGACGAGGGUGAGAUAGUCGAGCAAAACGACGAUGCCGCAGCUCUAGAGGAAGCGAAGCGCAAUCUUCUAGCCAGACUGGCCGAAAGCGAGAACGAACGUCGUCAGGAAGAGGAAGAAAGGGAUGCGAGGAUGAACAUGAGAGCAACCCUUACCAUGAUCCUCACAGUUGCUGGUGAAUUUUAUGGCCAGCGAGAUCUCCUCGAAUUCCGAGGGCCAUUUGUUGGCAUGUGA